AUGAACGAUAUUCAUCAAGAUAUGGAUGAGAAAAUGUCUUCUGUCGUUGAUCCUAAGAUCGAUUUGGCGGAAGAAGAAUAUACAGAGGCUGAAUCACGUAAAGUGGUCAGGAAAUUGGAUAUUUAUAUUUUACCAAUAAUGUUCGUUUUGUUCACCCUUCAGUUUAUGGACAAACAAGCUCUUAAUUAUGGUGCUAUUUGGGGAUUAAAGACCGAUCUAAAGCUCACUUCGGACCAAUAUGCGUGGACGGGUUCAAUCUUUUACUUUGGAUAUCUUCUAGCUCAAUUCAUCUUUCCCCCGUUGGUACAUAAAGUACCUAUUGCAAAAGCGUGCGGAGUGUUCAUCUUCCUUUGGUCGGCGGUUCUUAUGACUAUGCCUGCUUGUAAGAAUUUUACUGGUCUAGCUUGUCAACGUUUCUUCCUGGGUGUAUGUGAAGGUGGAAUCACUCCCGCCUUUGUCGUUCUCACUUCUCUUUUCUACACUCGACAAGAACAAGCUCUUAGAUCAAGUGUAUGGUACAAUGGUAAUGCGAUGGGCAACAUCAUCGGUGGGGCUUUGGGCUACGCAUUCGGAGAGGCCAAUACCAAUUUACAAAAAUGGCAAUUGUUUCCAUUAGUAUUCGGAGCUAUCUCCCUUGGAUUUUCUGCCGCCUUCGUCUUUCUCGUCCCUGACUCGGUGGAGAAAGCUCGAUUCUUCAAUGAUGACGAACGUCGAGUUGCCGUUCUUCGUGUCCGAUCCAAUAUGACCGGUGUUGCUCGUGGUCAUUUCAACUGGUACGAAGUCCGAGAAGCAUUAAUCGACCCUAAAACCUGGCUCAUCCUCAUUAUCGCCCUCCCAAACGCUCUUCAAGCUUCCGGUCCAGGAACGUUCGGUUCACAAAUCGUUAAAAACUUCGGAUUCAGUACUCUUCACACUACCGUACUUCAAGCCGUUCCAACAGGAGCUUUUCAAUUCCUCACUACCGUCGGAGCUGGUUAUAUCGCUACACAUUACAAAGAUAUGCGUUUGAUCCUUAUCGUCAUUGUAAAUCUACCUGCUAUCAUAGGUGGAGCAUGUUUAUAUUCUUUACCAAAAUCCAAUAAAGCUUUAUUAGCACCUUAUAUUUUAGUUUAUGGUGCAGCUUGUACACAAUCUUUGUAUCUCACUUUCCUCAGCUCGAACGUGGCUGGUUAUACGAAGAAAACGGUGGUAGCUGUAGGUUCUUUACUCAUGUAUUCCGCUGGACAAAUCGCUGGACCUCAUUUCUUUACUGAACCACCUUAUGCUUUAGGUUUUGGAAUGAUGAUGACUUGUUAUAGUAUCAUCAUUGUUACUGCUAUCAUUUUGAGGUUUUAUUGCGUUAGGGAGAAUAAACGUCGUGAUGCUGCGCAUUUACAUAUGGAUGUUUCGCAGGUUGUCGCGGAUGAACAGGAUCUCACAGAUUGGCAACGAAAAGCUACUUUCCGUUACGCACUUUAA
Molecule: messenger RNA, 1458 nt
Organism: Tremella mesenterica DSM 1558
Lineage: Eukaryota; Fungi; Basidiomycota; Tremellomycetes; Tremellales; Tremellaceae
Exons: 8
Coding region: 1-1458 (485 amino acids)
Biological process (GO): transmembrane transport
Cellular component (GO): membrane
Molecular function (GO): transmembrane transporter activity
Source: RefSeq, a predicted model, not a curated record